This is a messenger RNA of Exophiala aquamarina CBS 119918, 2226 nucleotides long. RefSeq lists its product as uncharacterized. The record is from RefSeq and is a predicted model, not a curated record. The transcript has a single exon. Gene Ontology annotation, molecular function: ATP binding; metal ion binding; methylcrotonoyl-CoA carboxylase activity. NCBI's taxonomy places the organism in Eukaryota, Fungi, Ascomycota, Eurotiomycetes, Chaetothyriales, Herpotrichiellaceae. Gene Ontology annotation, cellular component: mitochondrion. Bases 1 to 2226 code for a protein of 741 amino acids.
AUGAGACCUGCUGUUGAGAUCGUUUACCAGGCUGACCUCAAUAGGGAUGCUUCAUCUCAGCAUUGCGUGGAGGCAGACGAGGCAGUACACCUUGGAUCCAUCGACCGGCCGACAGGAAAUCCAUUUCUCAAUAUCGAAGAUCUGGUCAAAACAGCGUUGGCGUGCAAAGCAGAUGCAAUUCAUCCCGGAUAUGGAUAUUUGAGUGAGAAUGCGCAGUUCGCGGACGCCGUGCGAGCCGCUGGUAUCAUUUACGUUGGACCCAGCUCUCAAGCCAUUCUCACUCUGGGUGACAAGAGAUCCGCUAAGGAGUACCUCCUGGAACAUGAACCCAGCAUCCCCCUUAUCCCAGGCUAUGCCGGCUCUUUCUCAGGAAAAGAACUGGAAGAACAAGCUUCUAAGAUAGGGUUCCCCGUGAUGAUCAAAGCGUCGGCUGGUGGAGGUGGAAGAGGCAUGCGAAUAGUCAGAGACCAGGCCAGCUUACAGGAAGAAGUGGAAUUGGCUCAGUCGGAGGCUCAAAGAUCAUUUGGGUCUUCGGAUUGCAUCCUCGAGAAAUACAUCGCCUCGGGCAAGCACGUUGAAGUCCAGAUCAUGGGAGAUAGCAGUGGAGAAGUGAUGUCGCUAUGGGAGCGAGACUGCUCCGUUCAACGGCGACAUCAAAAGAUCAUCGAGGAAAGCCCAUGCACUUGGCUGAGUCAGGAGCAACGCGAGCGUAUAUGCGCAGCAGCUGUAAGAAUCGGACAGCUCUUGAAAUACGAAGGGGCAGGAACGGUAGAGUUCAUGGUUGACAUACAGACUGGAGAAUUUUACUUCUUAGAGGUCAAUGCUAGACUUCAAGUCGAGCACCCCAUCACGGAGGAGUGCACGGGCUUCGACAUCGUGUCUCUGCAGCUCUACGUCGCUAGCGGUGGGCUUCUGCAACAUGUCAACAUAUCUGGUCGUGUUCAGCAGAAUGGGCAUGCGAUUGAAUGCCGAUUAUGUGCUGAAGACCCCGACCAGAAUUUCGCACCUCAACAUGGGCUUGUUCGCCUGUGGCAACCCUCCCCUGAAUACCAAGGUAGAGAUUUCCGAUAUGAGACCGCCAUUCAAUCCGGAGGCAGAGUUUCUAUAUACUUUGACUCCAUGAUUGCAAAGAUUGUCGUAUGGGCGCCAACACGCUCGCUCGCAAUCCAAAAGAUGGUGAAGGUCUUAGCAAACACCCCUUGUGUGGGAGUGCGGACAAACCAACUGUUCCUCCAGGCAUGCCUUACGCAUCCAAGUUUCAACCGAGUCGACUAUACCACGGCAUUCAUCCCAACAAAUCUUGAGGCGCUGCUUGACUACACCAACAGAUCGCUCGAUUUCCAAUUGCAGACCAAGUUAUCAGUGCUGGCACCACUCUUUGGGAGGACACUGCAAAAGACAAGUAGAAAGAAUAACGCGAGAUCAGUGUUCAGGAGUAUACGGCCCGGCUUUCGAAACCAGCCAUAUGACAAGGUCAAUGUGCACAGCGACAUUGCCACGCAAUACGACGCAGCUGCAAAUAGUGAGACUCACCCUCGGAUAUACACGUGGGACUAUGACCACUCGACCACCUGCAGAGUUGGAACAGUCCCGAAAAACACGGUCCCACAGGACCUAGACGGCAAGCAAUCGGCAACGUCAGCAGUCACAAACGCCUACAACCUUUUGAGCUCAUCACUCCGAGACGGGCACGUCCGCGGAUCCGAAAACUUUGAUGUCCACAUCCACUCGAUCGCCAGCGACACGAUCUCGGCGGAGCAAGAACAGCCGUGGAAGGUGGGGAAGAUGGCCGUUUCCAUUGACCAGACACUCAUCAAUGUGACCGUGGCGACUGAAGAUUUAUUCGAAGCCGCUUCGGAGAUCGACACGGCAGGAUCGCGAAAGGUUUACCUGCACAUUCCGACACUUGGGACGUUCAUCGAGUAUCGGUGUUACUCGCUGCUGUCCUACUUUGAGAGCCAGCGCUCCGCUGUAGCAGGGGGUGCUGACGCUUCUGGGGGUGCCGUUACCGCGCCGAUGCCGUGCAAGGUGCUGAGGGUGCUGAAGAAGAAUGGCGACUCUGUGAAAAUAGGAGAGAUUGUGAUGGUCGUGGAGAGCAUGAAGAUGGAGAUCAAUAUCUCAGCAUCCAAGGAUGGAGUUUUCGAGACCUCGGUUCGCCAAGGCGACGGCGUCGAUCAGGGAGUCGUUUUGUGUCUCCUGAAUGACAAGGAGAAGUCAAAGACUUGA